This is a messenger RNA of Malassezia sympodialis ATCC 42132, 1374 nucleotides long. RefSeq names its product Ask1p (gene ASK1). Gene Ontology annotation, cellular component: DASH complex; mitotic spindle pole body; mitotic spindle. The record is from RefSeq and is a predicted model, not a curated record. Gene Ontology annotation, biological process: attachment of spindle microtubules to kinetochore. Lineage: Eukaryota; Fungi; Basidiomycota; Malasseziomycetes; Malasseziales; Malasseziaceae.
AUGAGUGGGCCGCUGGAUGCCAUGGCGGCUGGCGAGCAGCUCAUGCAGCUCGACCAGGCCAUUACGCUAACGCUGCAGGAGAUUGACGAGAAUUUUGCACGCGCACACCAGGUCGUGACGGCGCGCAUCUUGCCGGCGAUGCGCGACUACGAAGCCUCGUGCUCUCAGACCUGGCAGGCCGCGCGUUUCUGGAAGCAGUUUUUUGAGGCGUCCGCCCAAGUGUCUUUGACGCAGCAGCCACUGGCGGAGCUGGAUGAUACGACCUCGAUGUAUGAGCCCGAGCAGGGGAACUCGGCGGUGCACAGCGGUGCCGAGCACAUGACACGCGAUAGCGACGAGAUGCUCUCGCCGCCGCGGCUGAGCACGAGUCGCUAUGUACCGCACAGCCAAGGCUCAUCACUUGAUACGCCAUUUGAGCGCCUCCGACGCGAUGUGGAAGCGAGUCGCGCAGAAGACACGACGCAUUCGCAGGUCCUACCGGCCGCGGACCUCUCAGUGGCGAAUGAUCCGUCCAUGGCGGUGAGUGAUGUGCCGCGCUCAUCGAGCCCCCUCAAGGCACGGCGCCGCCUGUCAGCACGCCCGCGCGUGAGUGUGGUGCCUGGCCAGGACGGCGUCCCAGCCAAUCCGUUUGCGACCGGCGACACGGUGCGCAUGUGGAAUGGCAUUGCCGACUUGCGUCGGACGCCCCUGCGUGCAGAGCGGGCGGCUGGCGCCACAGAUGACGACGACGACGACACGUCGCUGGCUCUGCCAGAUGGCAUGUCGCCGCCCGUCACGAUGCAGUUCAGUGUACCGCCCAGCACGUACCUGAAGACGCCGGCGCGCGAGGCGGCGCGGCGCGUCGUUGAUGACCUGCUGCGCUCGGUCGGCGCGGAGGACACCGAUGCAUCGGCAGGUGAGGUAUCGCUGCGCCCACCUCCCAGCUCUGCACGCCGUAAAAGUGUCGUUGAGACGCCAUUGACCAAGCGCCGCACCUCGACACUCCAGCGUCGCGACUCGCUGCCUACGCCGCCGACGAUCACGAAAGUAUACCCCCCACCGGCCGAUGCUGGGCGCAGCGACGGGACGAUGCACAGCCGCGCCGGGAAGCUGCUGGACGAGGGCGAAGGGUGGCCACCGGAGCUCGCGCCGUCCCCUGCCACCAAGGCCAGCACGCUCGAUGCGAUGCUGGCGGACGAGGACGACGAGGACGACGAGCCCGUGGCGCCGCCGCCGUCGACGGGCCACAGUCGCUCGAUCGAGGACGACACCUUGUUUGGCUUGGGAGCGCGGCGCACACCCUCGACCGCGCCAACGCCGACGACGGGCGGGCGUGCUCUCUCAAGUGCGGUGCGGCGGUCCAGUGCAGAGAGGCGUCUGCUCGGUGACUACUGA